AUGUGUUUUGUUCCAGGAUCAACAAACACAAAUGUUUUGAAAAAACUAGAAAGUUUUGCAAUGUAUGAUUGCUUCAAUAUGGCAUACCAAGAUAAUACAAAUGCUGUUCAGUUACACAUUAAAAUUAACAGUGAAAAUUUAUUACCAGUUCCACAGAAAUAUAAUUCAGGAUCGUUGCGUGUACCAGCUGAUCCUUCCUGGCCUAAAAUACCGCAGCGUAAAUUAGCUGACGAUGCCGGUGAUACCAUUGAACCUCCAUGUAUAGUUACUUUAACAGGAACUCCUAGAAGAAGUCGUACUGUGGUUCAUACACCACUGAAUCAAUCUCCCAAGUCUACAGUAACCAGAGAUAGUGCAUAUUCUUCUUUUCAUCAUCAAAAAGCUACUUCAAGUAUGCACACUUUAAAACGACUUCCUGGUUACGUCGAUCCCCGUUUCAAAAAAGUGACAAAUGUUAAAAGGAGUCAAGUAACAUCAACUGAAUCAUUACAAAAAAAACCGAAUCAGUCUGAUAUUGCUACCUCUAUAGAACAUCUGCAGAGAAGAGAAACUGAAAAACCAUGUUAUGAUAGGAAAGAAACAAGAAUACAAGGAGUGGAAAAGCCUCAUAAAGAAGAAAAAAAGAAAUCAGCACAAAAUUAUAAAGAAAACAACAAGCCUAAUAUCAACCAAGGACAAAUUUCAGAACAAAAUCAUUCUACAAAUAAUUCAGAAUUUAAAAAACUGGUUAAUAUUACAGAAAAUACUAAUAAAAAUGGAAUUGCAGAAAGAGAUAAAUGCAUAGAGAAUUCUGAACAUGCAUCAAGGGCACCAGUUAAUGAUGCAAAUACUCAAGUGAACAUUGCUCCUUCACCAGUGCAAGAAAAUAAUGGACAGUUGUUUUUCGUGCUAGACAAAACAAUGCAACCACAUCCUUUAAAUGCGAUUACAGUACCGCGGGAAUAUGUGAAUCAAUGCUACAAUGUACAACUUCCAAUCCUUACUUACCAAAACAUACCAAUGCAAGUAUCUUCCACAGGAACGGAAAACGUAAUACAGCAGUCUGUAACUUCUUCAGAGUAUAAAGACCAAAGCAAAACUUCGCCUUUAAUGAAGAAGGAAUCUGAACAGCAUGUUCAUUUAAAUCAGGCACAAAAUACAAACCAAUCUAUACCUCCCAUUAACAAUACUGAAGUAAAAAAUGUUUGUGAACAGGCAAAUACAUCAAAGGUACAAAGUAAUGUACCUGAAGGAAGUAGAAAAAGCUGUAUAAAGUUGGGUCACCCAGAAAAUUCAUUUGUACCUGAAAAACUGGUGGAUUCUAGUGAUUCUGAGUAUUACAUUCCUAAUAUAAAUAAAAAGAAUGUACAUGGUAAUACUUUCCAACGUUUAAAGGUAAAGAAAAUUGCAAGUGAUACAAGUGGUGAAGAAACAACAGACUCUGAAUUUACUGCACAAAAAAAUAUUCAAAAAAAAGAAUUUACCAAUGCAAAUAAAUUCACACCAAAAGCAAACAAGAUUAUUGCAGAUAUUAUGCAUGAUAACAUUAAAAGUUUAGCUCAAAAUCAUGAUCAAAUAAAUCUUCUAUCAAAAGAAAAUGAAUUUAACAAAUCAGUAUCUCAGUCUAAUGAAAUCACUGCUGAUCAAGAUCAAUCUUUACAUCAAAAUUACAAAACAGUUACCUGUGACACAAAAGCAAAAAAUAAAUCUGAACAAAAUCUGGUUUUUGCAAAAAAUGAAUGUACUAGAAAACUUUGUCGCAAUUCCGAGCCAUAUGUCACGUUCAAGCAAAAAAAGGUAUCAGCUAAAUUUUCCAGAAAAGCCAAAUCUUAUUUCCAGAAGAAUUCUCAUUCAGCAUUAGUGGAUUCUGACUACACUUCAGUAUGGCCUAAUUGUCAAUAUAACAAAUACAAACGUAAUCAAACAAGCAUUCAUAAAUGCAAUAAUUAUAAGGCAAAAAAAGGUGGUCAUUUUAAUCCUGUACCGGGGCAUGAACGGAAUAUAAACGCACGAAUAGAAAACACUUCGAAUUGUAGUGAACAAAAUUAUUUGCAAAAUAAUGAGCAAGCUGAUUUGAGUCAAGAAAUACCAAAAUGUUUGUCAAAAGGUUGCUUGCAAAGGGAACAUUGCAAGUGUGAAACAUCACCAAGGUCAAACACAGAUGAUAUGAAUGAAAGACCAAAAGGCAUUUCUCCAAAAACUCAAGAAUUAUUAAAUAAAAGUUACUGGUUGUACUACAACAAAUUAAGGCACAAAAUAAAGAAUGCAAACAGUAUUGAGCAACAGUAUCCCUACCGUUUGACAAUGGAUACGUUUGAAAAAGGGAAAACGGGAAAAACCACUGAAGUACAUGAUAAAGAGUUAAGAAAUCAAUUAAAAGUGAAUCCUGAACUCCAAACAUUACAACAGUGCACAGCUCUUUCUACAAUGAUCAAUAAAGCAUUAGACUCAAAUCUUCAGUCAGAUAUUAUGAAAACAGAACAAUUAUAUAUGAAUGACAACAUAAAAUCAUGUUUAAAUCCUAUAGCUGGAGUGCAAAAUGCUAAUACAAAAAAAAUUAUUCCAAACUUGAUGAAUAAUGAACCUGUGUUCAAUAAAGUAAACUGUAAUGGUGAUAGAAUGAAUGAUAAACAAUUUUUGGAACUCAAAUCUAUCAUUUUUUUUGGUGGUAUGAUGUAUAUCUUAAUAAUACUUUUGCCAAUGUUGUACGACUAUUUUUACUACGAAGAUGACUAUGAAAAUUUAACUUAUUUGGAACUGAUAAUGGAUUACAUUCUAUCUUCAUUUCAAGAAGCGUUUGGCGAUAUUUUCAGUGCUGUAAAAAAACUUUUUUUCUAUCCACAUGCAUGUAAAAAAUGCACCAAAAUCGCAUAA
This is a messenger RNA of Habropoda laboriosa, 2853 nucleotides long. RefSeq lists its product as uncharacterized. The coding region runs from base 1 to 2853 and encodes 950 amino acids. NCBI's taxonomy places the organism in Eukaryota, Metazoa, Arthropoda, Insecta, Hymenoptera, Apidae. The record is from RefSeq and is a predicted model, not a curated record. The transcript is spliced from 12 exons.